This is a messenger RNA of Aspergillus chevalieri, 1965 nucleotides long. Its product is annotated as LCCL domain-containing protein. Bases 1 to 1965 code for a protein of 654 amino acids. The transcript has 2 exons. Lineage: Eukaryota; Fungi; Ascomycota; Eurotiomycetes; Eurotiales; Aspergillaceae. The record is from RefSeq and is a predicted model, not a curated record.
AUGCGACCAGAAGGCAGUUCAGGGCAGAGUUCAUCAUCUUCAUCAUCAUUCGAAAAGACCCCCCGCGAACCCCAGGAAUAUCCCCUGGAGAUACUGGACCAUGAUUCUGACAGUAGUAACCAAUUCGUGGCGGUCCCUCGCGGGAGCUCCGAUUCCGUCAGGCUCGGCGAUGAGGAGGAACAUAGUUCAGAGCCUCUGCUCCCGACGUCUGUUCAAUUGCCGCGCCCAGAACUAAAAAGGGCAGAGAGGUUUGAGUGUUCAGUGCCGGGGGUGAUUAACUGGGCGAAAGGACCGCCACAGCCGCGGAAGUAUCAGAUAACACCUUGGCUGCGGCGUUGGCAAACCGCCCCAGGACGCUUAAUUGACCGAUAUUGUCCUAGUAAAAGGGCCAAGAUUGGGCUUCUGUUCUCUGUUGUCAUUUUGUGGUUCGUUAUUUUUCUUUCGAUUAUACAUAAAUCGGUCAAUGGCAUCGACGUAUCUGGGUACGGGAAACCGGUGAAACUUGCAUGCUCCGAUAGACUUUGGUCGGGCUCGACUUCUUGUGGAAUCAAUGGCGAUAAUUGCCGUCCCUUUGACAAAGAGGGAUUCGCCUUCCGCUGUCCGGCAGGCUGCUCGUUCUCCAUGGUGCUAGAACCAUACGUCGUGGGGCCCCAGGAGAUUAAUUACCGGAGUCUGGUCGUUGGAGGCUCGAAUGGGAGCGAUAUGGGCGUCUACCGUGGUGAUUCGUUCAUCUGCCCAGCAGCAUUGCAUGCUGGGCUUAUUUCGGACCAGCAGGGAGGCUGCGGUAUCCUCCGCCGCACGGGCGAACAAAACGAAUUCCCGGCCGUGGAAAAGAAUGGGAUCUCGAGCUUGGGAUUCUCAUCGAACUUCCCUCUCUCUUUCACUUUCGAUCAAGGUGGUGCUCCGGGUGACGCGGGUAUCGACUGCCCGGAUCUCCGGUGGUCACUGUUCACUUUCGCUGUGGUGAUCACUACCUUGCUCUCACUAUGCAUUUCUUCACCUGCCGCCUUUUAUACCUCUACCUUUUUCAUUGUAUACUUUCAGGUAGGGUUGUCUUCGGACCCUCCUGAAUAUCCGAACUAUUAUGAAGUCGUAUCGACUGCGCUGGGUCGAUUCCUUCCCGCUGCUUUCUGUGGGUUCGUUAUAUACUAUUACUGCGUUCGCCACACGCUGGAAGAGCUUGAAGCCCACUGGGAUAAAACAGUCUUAUGGCUCGGGGCCUGCUGGGUCGGAGCUUUGAAUACGGACACAUUCGACAAAAUCCCGAUCUCACGUCUCACGCCGCAUGAUAUCCAGCAACAACCAGGCGCAAUCCCAGCCUUGAUUACUAUUGUCACCAUUCUAAUUGCCAUCGUCAUCACCCAAGCCAUCGCAUUCCGCAACGAAGGACGAAUGCCGAAAAUGCUGGGCGUGUAUGGCCUGUUGGUCGCUGGCGUCCUAACUUUGCUAGUCGUACCAAAUAUGAACCUGCGAAUCCACCACUACAUCCUCAGUCUUCUAUUCCUCCCGGGAACAACACUUCAAACUCGCCCAAGUCUCCUUUACCAAGGCCUCUUGGUGGGGUUGUUUAUCAAUGGCAUCGCCCGUUGGGGCUUUGACAGCAUCCUUCAAACCCCAGGAGCUCUUCUCGAUGGCGCGCAGUUGGGAUCACCUCUUCCUGAAAUUGCGGCGCCCUUGGUUAUGUCUAGUCAGAACAUCUUGUUUAACUUUCCAGACCUGCUUGCGGCAGACGCCGAUGGAAUUAGUGUGCUGGUGAAUGAUGUCGAGCGCUUCCUUGGGUUCCGGGAGGAAGACGGGAAAGUGGACUCAUUCAACUGGACGAGACAGCGUGAGGGUGAUGCGGAAUAUUUCCGAUUUGGAUUCAUUAAGUUGAAUGCACUGGGAGGAUUUUGGUACGAAGAUUUUACGGACCCGGUUAUUUGGGAGGGGGAUGGAAAGUGGAAUGAGACAUUUCGUUCUCUUUAG